Messenger RNA from Chara braunii, 1715 nucleotides. The record is from the annotation of a GenBank genome assembly. NCBI's taxonomy places the organism in Eukaryota, Viridiplantae, Streptophyta, Charophyceae, Charales, Characeae.
GCGCGAAAAAAAGGCAGCGUGGGAAGAGGCUCGAAACGGCAGUUGCAAAGGAGCAAGAAAUGACCCUUCUGUAUCAUCGGGUGCAAAUGUAGGGUAACAAAGUGCCCGUGGUCGCCGACGAUAUGCCAUCGCAACACUUGAUAGUCAUGGGCAGUAAAGCUCCAGAGCAUGUCCUCCCUAUCCUCCUUGAGGUCAUUGCGAAGCAGAUCUCGCUCAAGGAGAUGGAGAAGAAGUUCCAGGUUGUCAAGCAAGUCGCCUACGUCUGCAAGGCAUUCGCUGUUGGCGUGGGUGCUGUUGACUUUAAGGAGGCCGAGAGACGGUUUCCUCUCCACACGAAGAAAGAACUUUUGGAGAAGUUCGCCGGUGGCGUCAGGAGGGGUCAGACGAGUAUCCCCGCACUAGAUCGCCAUAUUAAACGGGCUUUGGAAUGGAAGAACAAGGAGAGGAGACUUCAAGCAAAGGAGGAUCUUCAUGCGUUCCGUUCAAAACCUCUCAUGGAACCUUUCGUCGACUGGACGGAGGUGGCACACGAGAACACCUCGGCGGAAGUGAAGAUUAUCAACGACGACAUGAGGUUUCUGUCGAAGAUGCAGACAGAGAAGCUGCCGAUAUCUCUGGCUAUUUUCGAUUUCCCUUACGACUUCUCUCACGACGGACAUGCAUAUGAUAACGAGCCGUUUCCGGAGUCGGACGUCGUGGAGGGUCUUCACAAUCUGAAGGACGUCUCCAGUGCCCCCCUGUGGACAGUUGCGGGAUUCUGCUCGGUGGACAUGCUUCCUUCCAUUCGCUCCGCCUUCCGGGAAGUUUGCAAUGUAGGGCAGGAGCUUUUGACUUGGUGCAAGCCUAAUGUAACGAAUCCCGGUGGACCCCUCCUUGUGAGUGCCACGAAAUUCUGCGUGUUGGGCUAUUACAGCGAGACUGGGCAGCGCGAGAUGGCGCACAAUAAUUUUGAUCCCACGGAUCCGCGUCACAAUUUCCAACUCUUCAAUGCUGUGAUGCAGAAGUAUCAGCACCCUGGUGGUGGUGUCCUUUGCCCGUACCAGAAGCCCCACGCUUUGUACUCGUGGCUUGUGAACGAGUUUUCUCCUGAUGGGGCCUGCAUUCUGGACGGUUUCUCUGGUUCCGGCACAGGCGUCAUUCCAUGUGUCAAGGCGAAUCAGAAUUGUCUCGUGGUGGAGAUAAACACCAAGUGCGCUAAGGGCAUCGCCACAAGGCUUUUGACAGACAUCGGCGGCACACUUGCACGUGAAACACCAAAGAGGAAGCAAAAGGCAUCGCAAGGCAGCCCACCGUCGAACUUGUCUGGGGACGCGAAGUUUGUCGAAAAUGAGCUUGGCGUCGAUGGAGACACAGACACUACUGCUAGAGUGGCGCAGAUCGCCGGGGAGGGCGCAACAGUCGUUAGCGGGCCGUCAAGUGUGCAGAAAACCGCUUCUGGCCAUAUGUUGAGGCUGCUGAACAUGCUGCCGGACAGGCCGGUGAGCAGCCACCUGUUUCCGGUGAGUCGGUUUCCGUGCCUGUUCCUGACGUUGUUCCCGACGCUGGACCCGAGGCUGAGACGCAACCUGCAGCCGAGGUUGUUCCCGCUUCCACAAAUGAUCACCAGACUUCUCGAGCCUCGCCAUGAGCCAAGAAUCGGACAGAACCACGGCUGGCGGCAGGAAGGGGCGCAAACCAAAGGCGGACGGUGAAGAGGUAUCGAGUCCACAAGGCAG